AUGUUUGGUGGACCUUUAAAUUCAAAGUCGGAAGAACAGAAAGUAAAUUAUUUGAUGUUAUGGGUAAGAGAGAAAGGAAGAGAUAUUUAUUAUACAUGGACUCUAAGUAAUGAUGACAAAAAGAAAUUGGAACCUCAUUUCACAAAACUAGAAGAAUAUUGUGAACCAAAGUCUAACGUAAUCUAUUCACGAUAUUUGUUAAAAUCGAGAGUACAGAAACAAGAUGAAACUUUUGAACAAUUUGUCACAGAUUUGAAAUUAUUGAUAAGAGAUUGUGGCUACCCAGAAGACAGAUAUGAUGAAACUGUGCGAGACCACAUAGUGUUUGGAGUAAAAUCGCAUAAAAUUAGAGAAAGCUUAAUUAGGAAAGGUUCAGAUUUAAAACUGCAAGAUUGUUUGGACAUUGCCAGAACUCAUGAAAGAUCUCAAACACAAGUAAAAGAAAUGGAGUCGGAAGACAAAUCCUUGCAUGGAAUCAAACGAAAACCUCCAGUAUCAAAGAAAAAAACAUUCCAACCAAAACAAUCAGGAGCGAAAUACUUUCAACCAAGGAUAUGCCUUAAAUGUGGAUACCAGCACACCACAGCUACAUGCCCUGCUAAUGGAAAAACUUGUUGGAAAUGUAAGAAACCCGGACAUUUUGAGAAAAUGUGUAAAUAA
Molecule: messenger RNA, 660 nt
Organism: Mercenaria mercenaria
Lineage: Eukaryota; Metazoa; Mollusca; Bivalvia; Venerida; Veneridae
Exons: 1
Coding region: 1-660 (219 amino acids)
Molecular function (GO): zinc ion binding; nucleic acid binding
Source: RefSeq, a predicted model, not a curated record